Messenger RNA from Racocetra persica, 622 nucleotides. NCBI's taxonomy places the organism in Eukaryota, Fungi, Glomeromycota, Glomeromycetes, Diversisporales, Gigasporaceae. The record is from the annotation of a GenBank genome assembly.
AAAGUUGUUCUCGCGAAGGCACAAAAAUGGGGUUCAAUUUAUGAACUUCUAGCUCUAGCAUCAAUUAUAGUGCUCUGUUGGCCAUGUUCAUAUUCCAAUUUCACAAACCAAGAAUGGAGAAAAAUUACAAAAACCAAUCCUUACACUUUACAUGAAUCGCCUUUACCACCGGAAAUUUUAUUAUCUCUUCGAGAGACAGCUAGUAGACGUUUGAUUGAUGGAGAUGUUUUCAUGGAUAAUGGUGAAUCCGAAUUAAGUAGAAUUGUUGCACUAAUGUUCAACAACCUGUAUUAUAAUAUUUCGGAGGUUGCUUCAUCAAAGUUGUCAGAAGAGGAAUAUUGCGAUAUGUUCAUAUAUCCAAUUGCUCGUUCAUUUCGCAGAAAUGAUAAAGAAUAUGAACUCAAAUUAAAUCGGACUAAUGUAGGAUCAAAGACAAGGCCUGAUCUUUCCUGCACAGUAAAUGACAUACCUAUUCUAAACUCCGAAUUUAAACCAUUGGGUUGUACUCCAUUGCAAGAGAAGAUGGACCGAUUGAAAGUUCAACUAAAGGCUCAAAAAUCGAUUAAUCAACAAUUACAAAGAAAAGAAGGUCCAGGCGAGGCAGUCAUGUUUUUAAACAUUG